This is a messenger RNA of Chaetura pelagica (chimney swift), 3615 nucleotides long. It is a transcript of the gene DHX9, whose product is annotated as DEAH (Asp-Glu-Ala-His) box helicase 9. Gene Ontology annotation, molecular function: 3'-5' DNA helicase activity; ATP binding; 3'-5' DNA/RNA helicase activity. Gene Ontology annotation, biological process: positive regulation of transcription by RNA polymerase II; regulation of mRNA processing. Gene Ontology annotation, cellular component: nucleolus; intracellular anatomical structure; ribonucleoprotein complex. The transcript has 29 exons. Bases 1 to 3615 code for a protein of 1204 amino acids. The record is from RefSeq and is a predicted model, not a curated record. Lineage: Eukaryota; Metazoa; Chordata; Aves; Apodiformes; Apodidae.
AUGUUCCCCCAGAAACCUGCUGAGAAGGCAACAACGUGGAGGAGACUCCAGAAAGGAAUGCUGAGAGGAGCAAGACAGAAGUGGCUUUGUUGGGUGCGGGUGGAAGGCUUCAGCUACGUUGGGAUGGGCAACUCCACCAACAAGAAGGACGCGCAGAGCAACGCGGCCCGGGACUUCAUCAACUACUUGGUGCGGGUGAACGAGAUGAAGAGAGAGGAAGUUCCUGCCUUUGGGGUGAGUUGCUCUCCCUCCUUCCCAAAGCCUGCAACAUGUGAUACCCCUGAUGGACAUGAAGCAGCCAAAGGUAUUCCUGCUUCCAGCUCUAGUUUGGGUGGACCUCUUCCUCCACACUUGCUUAUAGAGGCUGAAAUAGGCCCAGCUCCUGGAAACUGUGGUGAUCGUGAAGCUCAGUGGGACCGGGGUGCAAAUCUGAAAGAUUACUAUGCAAAGAGAGAGGAGCAAGAAGGGCAGACAACCUCUGGGUCAGAAGUGGACUUAAAUUCUGAUCUUCAUGGGAGCUGGACCUUGGAAAAUGCCAAGGCACGUCUGAACCAGUUUUUCCAAAAGGAGAAGAUUCAGGAAGAAUAUAAAUACACUGAAAUGGGGCCUGAUCACAACAGGAGCUUUAUUGCAGAAAUGAACAUUUAUGUGAAGCAGUUGGGCAGAAGGAUUUUCAGUCGUGAGCAUGGAUCAAACAAAAAGCUGGCAGCACAGGCCUGUGCCCUGUCCUUGGUCAGACAGCUCUACCAUCUUGGAGUCAUAGAACCUUAUUCUGGACAGGCAAAGAAAAAAGGAGAAUCGGUGGAGCCCUAUGAGGUGUCACUGUCUUCUGACUUAGAAAAUCGGCUGCAAAACACUGUACAGGAGCUGUCUCUGGAAGUUGUGCCUGUGCCUGAAGAUCCCAGUAAUCCAGUUCUGAUUAGUGUUGGAAAGUUGGCCCAUUUUGAACCAUCGCAGAGACAAAGUCAUACAGAGGUCAUUCCAUGGUCACCACCUCAUUCCAACUGGAACCCUUGGACCAGCUGCAAUAUUGAUGAGGGUCCUCUGGCAAAUCUCACUCCAGAGCAAAUAAGCAUGGAUUUGAAAAGUGAUUUCAUGUACCGCUUGGAGCAGGACCCGGAAUUCCAAAGGAUCCAAGAAGAGAGAGAGACCUUACCUGUGAAGAGUUUUGAAAAUGAAAUUCUGGAUGCAAUCCGUGACAAUUCUGUGGUCGUGAUUCGUGGUGCCACUGGUUGUGGCAAAACCACUCAAGUGCCACAGUACAUCCUGGAUGAAUACAUCAAAACUGACCGAGCUGCAGAGUGCAACAUAGUGGUGACACAGCCUCGGAGGAUCAGUGCAGUUUCUGUAGCAGAGCGUGUGUCAUACGAGAGAGGAGAGCAGCCCGGGCAGAGCUGCGGGUACAGCGUCCGCUUCGAGUCCGUGCUGCCCCGGCCCCACGCCAGCAUCAUGUUCUGCACUGUGGGUGUUUUUCUGAGAAAGGUGGAGGCUGGAAUCCGUGGCAUUAGUCACGUUAUUGUCGAUGAGAUCCACGAGAGAGACAUUAAUACUGACUUUCUCUUGGUGGUGCUGAGAGACGUAGUUCAGGCAUAUCCUGAAAUCAGGGUUAUCCUCAUGUCUGCCACCAUUGAUACCAGUAUGUUUUGUGAAUACUUCUUCAACUGCCCUAUCGUGGAGGUCUUUGGUAGGACAUACCCUGUCCAAGAUUAUUUUCUGGAAGAUUGCAUUCAAAUGACUCAGUUCAUUCCUCCACCAAAGGAAAAGAAAAAAAAAGACAAGGAUGAAGAGGGAGGUGAAGAUGAUGAUGCCAAUUGCAACCUUAUUUGCAGCGAUGAAUAUGGCCCAGAAACAAAGCACUCCAUGGCUCAGCUGAAUGAGAGAGAAACUUCUUUUGAACUCAUUGAGGCCCUGUUAAUUUAUAUCAAGACCCUGAAUGUCCCAGGAGCUGUACUUGUUUUCUUGCCUGGCUGGAACUUGAUAUAUACAAUGCAGAAGCAUCUAGAAAUGAAUCCACGCUUUGGAGGCCACCAGUAUAGGAUUCUCCCUCUGCAUUCUCAGAUUCCCCUGGAGGAGCAACGACGGGUGUUUGAUCCUGUGCCUCCUGGAGUGACAAAAGUUAUUUUAUCUACCAGCAUCGCAGAGACCAGCAUCACCAUCAAUGAUGUAGUCUAUGUUAUAGACUCCUGCAAACAAAAAGUGAAGCUGUUCACUGCUCACAAUAACAUGACAAACUAUGCCACAGUCUGGGCAUCCAAAACCAACCUGGAGCAGCGGAAGGGAAGAGCCGGACGUGUGCGCGCUGGGUUUUGUUUCCGUCUGUGCAGCAGAGCUCGCUUUGAGAGACUUCAGACUCAUAUGACACCUGAAAUGUUUCGAACACCACUUCAUGAAAUUGCUUUGAGCAUCAAACUGCUGCGGCUGGGAGGAAUUGGUCAGUUCUUGGCCAAAGCCAUAGAGCCCCCACCUUUGGAUGCAGUGAUUGAAGCAGAACGCACGCUGAGGGACCUUGAUGCCCUGGAUUCCAAUGAUGAGUUGACACCUCUUGGAAGAAUCUUGGCCAAACUUCCCAUUGAACCUCGUUUUGGCAAGAUGAUGAUAAUGGGCUGUAUCUUUUAUGUGGGAGAUGCUGUUUGUACUAUCUCUGCAGCCACCUGUUUCCCUGAACCUUUCAUCAGUGAAGGCAAACGCCUGGGCUAUGUCCAUAGGAAUUUUGCUGGGAACAGGUUUUCAGAUCAUGUUGCUUUACUCUCCGUCUUCCAGGCCUGGGAUGAUGCAAGAAUGGGUGGUGAAGAAGCAGAAAAAAGAUUCUGUGAACACAAAAGGCUCAGCAUGUCUACUCUGAGAAUGACCUGGGAAGCAAAAGUCCAGCUGAAAGAGAUACUUGUUAAAUCUGGCUUCCCUGAAGAAUGUUUGGUGACUCAACCCUUUAACAACACUGGACCAGACAAUAAUCUGGAUGUCGUAAUCUCCCUGCUUGCUUUUGGGGUCUACCCCAAUGUCUGCUACCACAAGGAGAAGAGGAAAAUUCUUACCACUGAGGGGCACAAUGCACUCAUCCACAAGUCAUCUGUCAACUGCCCUUUCAGCAGCCAGGACAUCAAGUAUCCAUCACCUUUUUUUGUUUUUGGAGAAAAGAUUCGAACACGAGCCAUCUCUGCCAAAGCCAUGACCUUGGUGAGCCCAUUGCAGCUGCUUCUCUUUGCCUCCAAGAAGGUCCUGUCAGAUGGGGAGCUCAUUCUGGUGGAUGACUGGAUCAAGCUGAAGAUGCCCCACAAGGCGGCCGCCUGCGUCACCGCCCUGCGCGCCGCGAUGGAGGCUCUGGUGGUGGAAGUGACCAAGGACCCUGAGAUCAUCCGGCAGCUGGACCCGGCGCACGAGCGGAUGCUGAACGUGAUCCGCCAGAUCUCCAGGCCCUCAGCUGCAGGGAUCAGCCUCAUGGCUGCCAGUGCAAGGUUUGGUGAUGGCCCUCGCCCCCCCAAAAUGCCUCGCUACGACAACGGAGGUGGCCUCAGGGGCUGGGGGGGCUACCCGAGGGGCUCGGGCUACAGAGGGCGAGGCUACGGUGGCCACAGCUACUCCAGCUGGCACUCAGGAGGAAGAGGAUACCAAGACUAG